This is a messenger RNA of Paramormyrops kingsleyae, 5757 nucleotides long. RefSeq names its product FERM and PDZ domain-containing protein 4-like. The record is from RefSeq and is a predicted model, not a curated record. NCBI's taxonomy places the organism in Eukaryota, Metazoa, Chordata, Actinopteri, Osteoglossiformes, Mormyridae. Gene Ontology annotation, molecular function: protein binding. Gene Ontology annotation, cellular component: cytoskeleton.
UGCACAUUAUUCCUUGGCCAUAUAAGCUGCAUGAAGGUGGCUAAAUGCAGCCGACACACUCCGUAGGCUGGAGCCAGGGACGCUGCGCCCCCCCAUCCCGUAUCCGGGAACCACGGGUUUGUGUCGCCGAGGCACGGAGAUGCAGGCAGCUGGACAAGGGGCUCAUCUCUCUGCCUGACUGCUGGUUUCCUCCGCUUCUCAUUUCUGCGUCUGAAUUAUUCACCUUUUGCACAUGUAAAUAAAUUGCGUGGCAUGGCACAGCGGUGAGAUCCAGCCCGGACCCUGGCUGAAGUCCUUCAGCACGUAUGGAUGUCUUUAGCUUUGUGAAGAUGCCAAAACUCUCAGGCCAUAAGACUAAAUCGUCUGGGUGCCCCCCUCCUUCUGGGACCUGGAGCCCCUCUCGGGGGCACCCCUAUGGUUGGGACCCAGCCUUUGGCAGAGAGUGGAGAGACUGCUUCGUCAACGUGUCCCAGAGCAGCUCUCUGGAAGAGGUCUGCCUGGACGGGGGCCCUGUAGCCCCUCCCGCUCCCCGCAGGGUGGAGAUGAGACGGGACCCAGUGUUGGGCUUUGGCUUCGUCGCAGGCAGUGAGAAGCCUGUGGUGGUUCGCUCCAUCACCCCCGGGGGUCCUUCAGAGGGCGAGCUUCUCCCUGGAGAUCAGAUCAUCAUGAUCAAUGAGGAGCCAGUCAGCACUGCCCCAAGAGAACGGGUCAUUGAUCUCGUCAGAAGCUGUAAGGAAUCCAUCAUGCUGACAGUCGUUCAGCCUUACCCUUCUCCAAAAUCUGCCUUCAUCAGUGCUGCAAAGAAAGCCAAGUUAAAAUCAAACCCAGUGAAGGUGCGCUUCGCGGAGGAGGUCAUCGUUAACGGCCAGGCUCCGGACCCUGUCAAGGAUAAUUCACUCCUUUUCAUGCCAAAUGUUCUGAAAGUAUAUUUGGAAAAUGGACAAACUAAGUCGUUUCGUUUUGACAACAGUACCUCAGUAAAGGAUGUCAUCUUAACUCUGCAAGAGAAGCUGUCCAUCACAAGUAUCGAGCACUUCUCUCUGAUGCUAGAGCAGCGUGCUGAGGCAUCUCCAAGCAAGCUGUUGCUCCUUCAUGAGCAAGAGAUGUUAACUCAGGUGACACAAAAACCAGGAUCUCAUAAGAUGAAAUGCUCCUUCAGAAUCAGCUUUGUUCCGAAGGAUCCCAUUGACCUGCUCAGACGAGAUCCAGUGGCUUUUGAAUAUCUUUAUGUUCAGAGCUGUAACGAUGUGGUGCUGGAACGAUUCGGGCCUGAGCUGAAGUACGACACAGCCCUCCGCCUGGCUGCUCUGCAGAUGUACAUCCUGACCGUCACCAUGAAGCAGACGCAGAAGGUGUCGCUGAAGUACAUUGAGAAGGAGUGGGGCUUUGCGCUUUUCCUGCCUCCAGCGCUGCUGUCCAGCAUGAAGGAGAAGAACAUCAAAAAAGCCCUGACCCACAUCCUGAAAACCAACCAGAACCUCGUACCUCCCGGCAAGAAACUAACUGCCUUGCAGGCAAAGGUACAUUACCUGAAGUACCUCUGCGAUCUGAGGCUGUAUGGGGGUCGAGUAUUCAAGUCAAUACUGUUGCAGGGGGACCGGCACACCGAAGUGACCCUGCUGGUGGGGCCACGCUAUGGCAUCAGUCACGUCAUCAACACCAAGACCAACCUGGUGGCCUUGCUGGCCGAUUUCAGCCACGUCCAUCGCAUCGAGAUGUAUGCCGAGGACGAGAGCAAUGUCAGGGUAGAGCUGCACGUCCUGGAUGUCAAGCCUGUCACCCUCUUCAUGGAAUCCUGUGAUGCCAUGAACCUGGCCUGUCUGACUGCUGGAUACUACAGGCUGCUGGUAGAUUCUCGGCGCUCCAUUUUCAACAUGGCCAACAAAUCCAAGGCAGCAACUAUGGAUGGCGGCCAGGAACCAAGGGGCAAGUUUAACUGCCAAGGUAUUGAGUGCAUGUACAGUACCUCCUUCAGUGGCAGCGAGGAUCCUGGCCUUCAGUUAUGCCAGAAGGAUACCCAUGAAAAAGGCAACUUUUCCAUUUGUACAGGAAUUGAAAAGGAGGCCGUCCCCAUUUACAUCACAGAGGUAGAGCAGUCCCAGCAUGCCAUGCAGGUAGGACAAAGAGCCGAGAGAGGGAACAGGAGCACAUACUGUCAAGCCUUUCUCUCUAUGGCAAGAACUAAACCCCCGGACUCUGCCAGAAGUGCCAAGGUUUCUUUUAUUUUUGGAGAUGCCCCUUUAGAUAGUAUUAACCCCCAGAACCUUGGUUACCAGAGACUAAUGGAUGAUAGCCCAGAAAUGUUAGAUGAACAUGGCUCCUUGUAUCUGCCAAACAAUGAGGGCUUAAAGCAUUUGGAUCCUUCUGGAGAUGGGGAUGGAUUUCAGUAUGGCUCCCAUACGGUCUACAGCAGCAUCAAUGAUGCAAAAAUCUUUGGAAACACAGGAGGCAUUGAGGAGCCUCUGCUGCAUGACAUCUGUUACGCAGAAACCACGGACGAUGCUGAGGAUGAGGAUGAAGCCAGCUGUGAGGAGGACAGUGAAGUCAGUGAGAUGGGCAAGACCACCUUUCUCAAGUUCUCGGGCUCCAGUGACGACAUAAUCGACUUGACCUCCCUGCCUCCUCCAGAGGGCGAUGAUGAAGAGGACAACGAUGUCCUUCUGCAUUCACUGAACCUAGCCAUUGCCGCUCCUCCUCCUGGGUUCAGGGACAGUUCGGAUGAAGAGGAACACCAAGUCUCUCAAGUCACAGAAGGAAGAGGCCCAGGGAAACUCGAUGACAUCCCAGUGUCUCUGAUUGACACUGUCCCGACACAGGGCAACAGCAGCAGCGAGAAAGCCCUGGACGAUGCUGUGGUCUCUACACUGCAGGCACUGGAAGCCCUUGCAGCGUCUGAAGAGUCAUCCCACCCGCCGUCCACCAGUAAUACAGGUUUAGCCAUAUCCCGGGCCUUUAGUCCGGAGUCCUCUUCAGAUUCUGGGAAUGAGACAAAUUCCUCUGAAAUGACGGAGAGCUCUGAGCAGGCCGCGGCCCAGAAGCAGUCAGAAAGCAACAUGCGCCUCUUUGUGGCAACCACAGAGGGAUUUCAGCCUCUCCUAGUGGAAAAGACAGAGUUUCCCAUCUCUCCUUCUGAGGGAGACCAUUCUCUGAAGAUGCCCCUUGGUAUCUUGAGCCGUAAAGAAGGGGAGCCUACGGCUGUGCCUUCAAAACAGAUCCUUCACUCUGAGAACAUUGAAAUGGAGCCAGAAACCAUGGAGACUAAAUCAGUCACAGAUUACUUCAGCAAAAUGCAUGUGGGGUCUGUUCUGCCAUCCUGUAACAGCAAACAAAAGGGAAAGCCUAGUGAAGAGGAUCCCAGAAUACCCUUUGAUACAAACACCACGGGAAAACGACAGGUGAGGAUGGCUGAAGCAGGUGGGGAUGAGCAGCUCCACGGUGGAAAGUACAACACCUUCUCUGCCAGAGAUGCCCAUCGUAUGAAUCACUUUGAUCUAGAACGUACCUCAUUCCGAGAGAAGAGCCAAAGGUCACACAUGCUGAGUGAAAACAAGAUGGCAGAAAAUUCCACCAUGGGACCUAUGUGUGGUCACCCUCUGUUACGUGGACGUCAUGUUGGUCAGGCUGAGCUCCAAGAGUCAGAGCAGGAAUUAAAUGACAACAGGGUUCCAAGUAAAGGAAAGGAAGAAGGUCUUAUUUCAGAAACCUUCUCCCAAGAAAAGGAGCAAAACAGCUCCCAACACGUCAAUGCCCCCCUUGAGGAGCAAAAACAGAGUAAGCAACCUCCAGGAGAGCACGCUGUUGCUGGGCUGUGUGAGUACCACCUAGCCAAACGUAUAUCAUCCCUACAGAGUGAGGGUCACUUCUCCCUUCAGAGCUCCCAGUGCUCCUCUCUGGAUGCCAGUGGCUCUACAGGGAGCAGCAGUUGUGCCACUCCCAUGGAUUCCCCGCACUGCACCACUGAUACGAAGUACAUCAGCUACAUGGGCGCAGAGGACAAAGCCCAUAGCACCUCAAGUCAUGGUCCUCAGCUCAAAGAUCUCCACCCGAAUGCCGAUGCAACAGUGCUUCGGAAGAUGCUGCCUAACUUACACACGGCCCCUGGCUCUGAACCUGUAUUUGGGCCGUUGCGAGAAGGAUGUCACCGGAUCCCUAAGAUCAAAGAAACCACAGCUUACACAGAAACUGAGAAGGCCCAACGAGGGGACUCGUCAUCAGCUCUUCCCAAACAGGUGAAAGAAUCUCCCCUGCUGCUGCCAUCUCGCUUAAGUGCAGAAUCAAACGUGCCAAAGCAGGAGUCCACGGACAGUGAGAAAAACAGCCAUUUUUCAACAUCUCCCAGAAGCUUGCAUUCAUGUGAUCCCUGCACUGGAGGUAUUGGCAGGAGCCUGAGACGAGGCUCCAGCAGCCUAACUACUGGCUUCAGGAGAUUCGACACCUUGUUUGAGAAGAACAAAGCUGCAGCCGGUAGCAGGUGCAUGCAGUCCCCCCAGUCCCCUAAUUCCAAAAUGCAAAAGAACCCCCUUGGGAAGAGACUGUGCAAGAGCGACUCCCAAGACUUUGUUGACUUCUACUUCUCUUGCUAUUCAUCUAGCAACAAACAGAACGAGAGGGUCCCAGCAAGCACCACAGCCAGAUGCCAAAACCUAGAGGUGUCAUGGCCCCUUCAGCUACUGCUUCCUCAAGAGGAGCAACACAUUCAUGAUGAUGCUGAAAACCUAGAUCAGUUGUUGAGUACUACAAGGACAGCAGAUCUUUUGUCCAGGGUUGAUGCCCAAUGGGACACUUGCAACAUGGAUACAGCAAAUAUGUGCUCUUUGGACCUCUCUAGUGAACAGCAUCCCAUGGAUGCCACACUGAGGGACAUGAGCUUUAGUUCAAAGCUGGUCCCCAUUGGUCAACUCAAAGGGAAGAGUUAUAUAUUCUCUGAUGGCUUUUUAGCUGCACAGAGUGAUGCCAAAGAGUUGAUCGCUCUGAUGCGCUCCAGUUUGGGCAGGGGGUGUGACAUGCAGUACAAUAUUCGAGGUGUCUGUCAGUACUACCAGCUGCUUCCACUGAGUCCAGAAAGCUGAGUAGCACCUGCGAGAUGGUGUCCCAAGCUCACCAAAGCACAGAGGAAAUGCUUUAGGCAGUAACUUGUAGCUUCCAGGCACUCUGCUGCUUUCCUGAAGCUUGCAUGUACCUACUGAGCGGGAUGAGCACUGAGGCCCAACAGGACCAGGUGGCGGCCAAAGCGGAUGAAGUCAUCACAAACUAUAUCUGCCUACUAAAAGCCGCUGAGGCAGCAGUAGGCAGCUCUGCCUGUGACCACAGCGUCAGAGUACUGGCACAGCACUCUACCACCAUGUCCGCUAUUGUGUACAUGCUAACACAUUCAGUCAAAGCACUUAUUAAACCUUAAACUUUUACCUUAAUGUUAUUUUGCUAAGCCAUACAUGAAAUUGCGGGUUUCUCUGACCCUCAUAAUAAAACAUGCUAUUGGGGAAAAAAAAUUUGAUCUGUAUAUAUUUUGUUUUAUAUGUAAUAAACAGAAUUAUGAACACCACACAAAUAUAAAGAGAAAGGUAUCUCCCCCAUUACAGAACAGGUUGUAUGAGGCAGACUGUGUUUCAUCAUGCAAUCUCCUGUAUCUUGCAUUACAAUGCUUUUACUUGUUGCAAUGUAAAAUUACAGGUCACUGGGGUUUAUUGAAUAUAUUGUACUAUAUAUUAAUACAUUGUAUCUUUAUUAAAAAAAUGAACUUUAAAAAUAAAGUGAAGA